AAGGGUGUGUUCAAAAAUCUUACUCGUAGGGUAAAGACCAGAGGAUUUCUUUAUUCGAUUGGUUCUCAAAUGCUAUUAUACUUGACAGAUAAAAAUUCUGAACACACUCCAGAAGAAAGGUAGACGGGCAAUACACCUCGGGACAUUCCGUCAACGUAGCUCGGAUGGGCUCGGGUUGUAUAUAUUCAAAAGGACUACAAACAAACAUAAAAACUUAAUUUUAUAUGUUAAAAUUGACUUAAAAAUUAAAUAUACCCGAAAAAUUAAAGAAAUGCUCAAUGAUGGAAGAAGAGCCUGAAGUGGUGGAGCAUUUUUUUGGAGUAUAUCUAUUGUAUUGCAUCAAUCCAAAAUACAGUGGUAGAACAUAUAUAGGUUAUACUGUAGAUCCAAAACGCAGGAUCAAGCAACAUAAUGCUGGUAAGAAAUAUGGUGGGGCUUGGAAAACUAGCAACAAAGGACCAUGGAACAUGGUUUUGAUUGUUCAUGGAUUCCCGAAUAGCACUUCUGCACUCAGAUUUGAAUGGGCUUGGCAGCAUCCACACGAGAGUAGGCGGCUGAAACAUAUUCCCAAGAAGAAGUCGAUUCAAAAGAAAUUUGAUUUCUGUUUGACAGUUCUGUCUGAAAUGUUGAAAGUUGGGCCUUGGUGCCGUUUACCCUUGACAUUGCGUUGGUUGGAUUACGAAUUUUCCACCCGCUAUCGCGGAUGUAUAUCUUUACCAUUACACAUGCCUAUAUGCUAUGGCAAAGUUACUAGUUGUAAACCUAAGCCAGCACAAAUUAUAAAAACAGAUAAUAUUUUAUCACAAGAGUCACAUUUAUUAGUAGAAAAUUCACCUAUAUUUUGUUUUCUUUGUGGCUCAAAUAUGACGGAGAAAGAGUCUGUCACUUGUAUAAAACCAAAUUGUUUUUUAAUUGUACACUUAAUCUGUUUAGCAAAAAUAUUCAGCAAAGAUGGAAUGAUCUUACCCCUUGAAGGCACUUGUCCUACAUGCAAAACUAGUAUUCUCUGGGGAGAUCUUAUAAAAAAAAAGAAAGGAUGUUAUCAAAAUGUCGGCGAAAACACCGAUUUUUCUUCUAGCGAUAGUGACAUUUAAACAUUUCAAGUAAUGUGACAUAAUUUGUAUAUAAAAAAUACGAUUUUUAUCAAAUUUUUA
Messenger RNA from Nylanderia fulva, 1154 nucleotides. RefSeq names its product structure-specific endonuclease subunit SLX1 (gene slx1). Gene Ontology annotation, molecular function: 5'-flap endonuclease activity; crossover junction DNA endonuclease activity. Lineage: Eukaryota; Metazoa; Arthropoda; Insecta; Hymenoptera; Formicidae. Gene Ontology annotation, cellular component: Slx1-Slx4 complex. Gene Ontology annotation, biological process: double-strand break repair via homologous recombination. The record is from RefSeq and is a predicted model, not a curated record.